AUGUCGACGUACAACUACGCACCACCACCCCCUCCGCCCCCUACGUCUGGCGGCGCCGGCUACGGACAGUCGAGUUCGACUCCCUACGGCCAAGGCCGCGGCGGCGGAUCAAGCAGCCGUAGAGGCGGCCACUACCACGGCGGUCGGGGCGACUACCACAGCUCGCAGCCGCGGUAUGAAUACGCUGGGCAGCCAUAUCCUGCCCAACACGCUGUGCCGUACGGCAGCUCUCACCCGCAGGCGAAUGGCUAUCCGGCUCCCCAACCGCAGUGGGCUCCCGAUCACGGCCAUGCUCAUGCUCAUGCUCAUGCUCAUGCUCCUGCUCCUGCGCACCACGCCCACCCGCACGCUCCUGUGCCGCUCUCUGCGUCCAAUUACCACCCAAACUACGCUCCUCAAGCUUAUCCCCCGUCCCAGUACCCUCAGCAGGCUCCCUAUGCGGCCCCUCAGCCUUACCCCUAUCAAGCCCCCCCUCCUCCACCCAACCAGCCGCCGCAGUGGAACAACCAGGGAGCUCCUCAGCCGUAUGGCAGCGGUGGCAGAGGCCGUGGAGGAUACGGUGACCGUGGGGGCCACAAGCAAUCUCACAGUGCACCUCCCGUCCGUCACGGCCACGAGUAUGAUGCAGCGCACCCUCCGAUGAUCGGCGGAUAUCCCCAGCCAUACCCCCCUGAUCCUCGAGUUGCCCAUUAUCCUCCGCCGCAAUAUGCUUACACAGCACCUCCGCCCCCUCCCGUCAGCUCCCGUCACUCAGACUCUCCCCACAGCCAGUAUUCUCGUCGAGGCCGCGGCGGGCACAGAGAGGGUAGUAAGGGGCGGGGUGGUCAUCAUCAUUCUCAUCACCAUGGAGGGGGUGAUAAGGCACGCCCUCCAAAGCAGUCGAGUAACCAUGUUGACAGUGCUGCAAAGCCCGACAAGCCCGAGUCCCCAUCAGCAGGCAAGAAGAAGAAGAGAAAGACCAACACUCUUGGCUUGACCCCGGGGGUUGACUCGGAAACAGAAGAUGAUGAGGGAGAGGAAAAGACACUCACCGAACUCAUCGGUCAGGAAGCCCUCAACAUCAGCGAUGUUGCGGCCUUUAUUGCAGAGCGAAAGAAGAAAUUCCCCACCAGAGCGCGUGUCGAAGCCAAAAAGGCUGCCGAGUUGGCGCAACAAGAAGAGGACAAGGCUGCCUCUUUGGAGAAGGAGGCCGACAGACUUAGGAAGCAGCUGCGCAAGGUCGAGUUCUCCAUCAAGAGAAAGCGAGAGCAGGGUGACGAAGGUGACGAGAUGCGCGAUCCCUCCGAAGACUCGUCGGAUGACGAGCCCGAAGUCAUGUCCAGCCGUACCCAGACGGCGCCUCCCGCUCCCUCAGCCAACAAGGCUGACAUUACCAGACACUGCAAGUACUACGCCACCGGCGGAACGUGCGGUAAGAAGGGCAAGUGCCGCUUUGUCCAUGAUCCCCAAGCUCGGGAGGCGGCCAUCAAGGAACGCGAGGCCAACAAUGGUCGCCUCACCAUCCAGCAACGCUUGAUUUUGAACGACAAGGAGCAAGAAGACCUGGCCGUCCUGCAGUCUAUCCAGUACCUUCGCGAAAAGGCAUCUACGCCUGCUCCUGUUUCUGCAUCUGCCUCUGCUUCUACACUGCCUCCCUCCACGUCUUCCCUCCCUGCCAUCCCACCUCAGCCUGCCAAGAGGGAGCCACCCCGCAGAAGCAAUCCGCCUUCCUCCUCCGUACCUACGGCUAAUAGUACCAGCACUCAAGGAGUCCGGCCCUAUCAAGGCUGGCUCUUGAAGCCGUAUGGAAGCUCAAGUGGCAAGCAAUCGCAGAGUGACGAUCUUCCUUGA
Messenger RNA from Trichoderma reesei QM6a, 1830 nucleotides. RefSeq lists its product as uncharacterized. Gene Ontology annotation, biological process: box C/D snoRNP assembly. The transcript is spliced from 3 exons. The record is from RefSeq and is a predicted model, not a curated record. NCBI's taxonomy places the organism in Eukaryota, Fungi, Ascomycota, Sordariomycetes, Hypocreales, Hypocreaceae. Bases 1 to 1830 code for a protein of 609 amino acids. Gene Ontology annotation, molecular function: RNA binding; metal ion binding. Gene Ontology annotation, cellular component: nucleus.